GGGAUCGUUCCUCCACGUCUACGGAUAAACCCUCAUUGCCACGGCUGCCUCUGCUUUCUCUUACCUCCUCGCCCGUGUCUUGACAAUUUUCCCGUAUCAUCAUUUCCCCCAAUUCGCAUGGUUUUCUUGCCAAACGCCUCAAAUUUUUUCACUCAUUUUCUCUCUUCUCAAUGUCUCUCAAGUUGAAUCAUCACAGCCUCGCUUCCUCAAGGUCUUCGAAUGCAUUGGUCUCACAAAAACCAAUUAGAUCCUGUUUUUCCAACAAAAAGGUGGUUAUCUUGGAUGACCUUCUAUUCAACUGGGGUUAUUCAAGGAAAAAACGCCAUAUAAAGCUUGCUUUAUUAGCUGAUUGUAAUUUGAACCUAAGCUGCAGAUUGGUUGAUUUUAGGAAAAAUAGUUUGACCUUUUGUAAAUCAAGGACGGGGCAGCUCUUUCGCUUUGCUUCUGCUGAUGACGGUGUUACUGUCAACGGGAGUCCCCAUGCAAAUAGUAGCAAUGAUGUUGAUGAAAUAAGGGUCAAACUUGAUCAAUCACUGCAAAUUAAAGAUUAUAGCGAUGAUCUUGUCCAAUCACUACAUGAUGCAGCCAGAGUGUUUGAAUUAGCAAUUAAAGAACAAAGCUCAUCAUGGAAACUAUCCUGGUUCUCAACCGCAUGGUUUGGUGUAGACAAAAAUACAUGGGUGAAGGCACUAUCUUAUCAGGCUUCUGUGUAUGCCCUACUGCAAGCAGCAAGUGAGAUUUCAUCUCGAGGAGAUGGAAGAGACAGAGAUAUUAAUAUUUUUGUUCAAAGGAGUUUGCUACGGCAAUCUGGUCCUCUGGAGAGCGUAAUAAGAGAGAAAUUAUCAACCAAGCAACCUGAAGCUUAUGAAUGGUUUUGGUCUGAUCAAGUCCCUGCAGUGGUGACCACUUUCAUUGAUUAUUUUGAAAGCAACCCACGCUUUACUGCUGCCACUGCUGUGUCUGGCCAAGGAAUGCCCUUCUGUUCAGGGCCAUCAGGCAAUGCAAAUGACAUAUCACUCCUCGUGCUUGCCUUGAGUUGCAUUGCAGCAAUUGCAAAGCUUGGCCCAACAAAAAUUUCCUGCUCACAGUUCUUCUCCAUGAUACCUGACUUAACUGGUAGAUUGAUGGAAAUGCUGGUUAAUUUCAUUCCUAUACGCCAGGCUUAUCGUUCUAUAAAGGAUAUUGGUCUACGUAGAGAAUUUCUUGUCCAUUUUGGUCCUCGAGCUGCAGCAUGUAGAGUGAAAAAUGAUCGGGAAAUGGAAGAGGUUGUAUUCUGGGUGAGUCUAGUACAGAAGCAGCUGCAGCGAGCUAUAGAUAGGGAGAGAAUGUGGUCGAGACUCACAACAUGUGAAAGCAUUGAGGUGUUGGAGAGAGAUUUGGCUAUAUUUGGAUUCUUCAUUGCCUUAGGGAGAAGCACACAAUCCUUUCUAUCUGCAAAUGGUUUUGAUGUUAUAGAUGAACCUAUUGAGGGCUUCUUAAGAUACCUUAUUGGGGGCAGUGUGUUAUACUAUCCUCAGCUUUCCUCAAUAAGUUCUUAUCAACUGUAUGUGGAGGUAGUCUGUGAAGAGCUGGAGUGGCUUCCUUUUUAUCCGGGCAUUACUAGCACUUCGAAACGCUUGCAUGGCCAUAAAAGUAAACAAGAAGGUCAUCCAAAUCCUGAAGCCAUCCCCCAAGCAUUAGAUGUUUGCUCUCAUUGGAUUCAGAGCUUUAUUAAGUAUAGUAAAUGGCUGGAGAACCCUUCUAAUGUUAAGGCGACAAGGUUUCUUUCUAGAGGGCACAACAAAUUGAUGGAGUGCAUGGAUGAACUUGGGAUACGCAUUGGAGAGUGUUGAAGAUGCCUUGCUAAAGCUAGAGGAGUUACUUCAGGAGCUUCAUGUAUCAAGCUCUAGUUCUGGAAAAGAGCAAUUAAAAGCUGCUUGUUCUGAUCUUGAGAGGAUAAGGAGACUCGAGAAAGAAGCUGAAUUUCUUGAGGCAUCUUUUAGAGCAAAGGCAGCUUCCCUUCAGCAGGUAUGUUUCUGAAUUUCAUUGAAGGAUAACAUGCAUCCUAGAACUAUUUGACUGACAGGGACUGUAUUCUACACCCUUAGUUUUCUCCUGACCUAGCAUAUGUAUAAGCUGUCAAUUUUUUUUGCAAAGUUCUCUACAGAGGGAAGCUUGUAGAACCAAUAGUUGCAACAAGAACAAACACGAGCACACUCAAAUAAGGGAACACUUCUCUCUAUGAGUUAAUCACCAAAAACUAUAUAGCCUAGAGGCUUGCACCCAAAUUUAUAAUAAUAAGAGAAAUCCAAAAUCAACUAGGUAACACCACAAAAGGCAAUUCCUUGUUCAUUAAGCUAAAAUAAAGAAGGGCUAGUGAUAAUUCUACGUACUGGUUUGAUGGAUCCACACAAAUGUAUGACAUUCGACAUAUUUGUCAUCAUAAUUGAUCACGUUUAUCUUCUUCUUUUCCUCUCUUCUCAAGAAGUUGCCCUCUCCCUUUAUCUCUCAUCCUCUUCCCUUUCCCAUCUCUUAUCAGCUUGCCUCACUCUCAUCCUUUUUUUCCUUCUCUCUCCCUCUCUGUAUCUUACUUGUCCCAACCAUAAAUUGACGACCAUGUCUCAUAGUCUCUCCAUAAUUAUUUGCAUUCUCGUUAUAUUUCAUAGAGCGGAUCCACUUGAAUUAGAAGGAAGUUGAGUAAGAUUUGAUUAUAUUGGAAAAAUAAAAAGACAAUGAUGCGGAAUCCAUUCCAACGAGGUCGAUGAUAGUCUCCAGGAGAAUGUUGUUGGCACUGCUGAAUGUGAUGAAGUUUGCCCAACUUUAUGCAGAGGUAGGAUGAACAGCCACCGAGGAUGGAGAGGUGUUGUGAUUGUUGGAUUUUCUAUCUCUCUAAAUAGUUUUUCUUCAACCAAGCCCUCUCUUGUCUCUGUGCCAUAGACCAAAUGUCUCUGCACUAAACCUCUUGCAAAAAUCAAAUUGAUAAUUUAAAUGGGAAUUGGCUACCCUGCAGUUGCGAUUACUUACAGUAUACAGCAGGAAAGAAAAAGAAGACAGCAGAAAAGAGUGAAAGCAAAUGACAGAUACAGAAAAGAACGGGUGAGAUGAGAGAGAAAAGGAGUCAUGUUAGUUGUGAGGGCUAAAAUGUCUUGUGAAAUAAAUUUUCGUGGAUCCAUCAAAUUGUUUCAUGGCAUUAUCACCACCCUAAUAAAAAAUUACAAAAAAUAACAAAUUUGAGUUGAGUUCAAAUUUGGAUACUAGAAAUUUAAAGAAACAUGCCAAAACAAAGGAGAACCAAAACAGAAUUUUCUGGACAAAAGAAACUGUAAAAAUAAAACUUUCCUAAAAUGGCAUCUCAAAAUUGAGGGCCAUAACAGUGGAAUUUGCUCUAAAAGUGCCUUAGAUCAUGGAGAAACAGUGGGUCUUGAUCAUUGAGCUGUUCCAAUUGAACAUGGGCCUUUCGAAGCUAAUUUGCCAACACUAGGCUGUGCACAUAUUUACUGUUUUGCAACACUGAUCCAAAUGCUCUUAAUAUGUCAAAACAAGACGAUCUGCAUCUGUUCUGUUGUGCACAUGUUGAAAAUAGUUAACUUCUAUUUUUUAUGUAGUUUUGAUCCAAGAGAUUGCUCGAGUAGCAGAGAUAUAUUUUUUUUUCUUGCUAUUACAAACAAAUUAAAUAUCAAAAAUAAAAUUUUGUAAUUAUGAAUGCCAAAUAUGCCCCCAUUACAUGAAUCAAAACAUAGUUACUGCACAUUACCUAUACAAAAAAUUAUAUACCAAAUAUGGCAGAUAAUUAAGCGUAUGUUUUUGUUGUGAAUGCAUAAAAAAUAGAAUUACUCCCUUCAUGUUGUCUUGUCCACGUAACUGACCAAAUAAUGAUACAUUCUUUAGUACAAAAGUAAACAUCAUCUAUUGUUUUUCCAAAUUUGGCCU
Molecule: messenger RNA, 3909 nt
Organism: Camellia sinensis
Lineage: Eukaryota; Viridiplantae; Streptophyta; Magnoliopsida; Ericales; Theaceae
Source: RefSeq, a predicted model, not a curated record